Messenger RNA from Cygnus olor (mute swan), 10190 nucleotides. It is a transcript of the gene SPDL1, whose product is annotated as spindle apparatus coiled-coil protein 1. Gene Ontology annotation, biological process: establishment of mitotic spindle orientation; mitotic metaphase chromosome alignment; protein localization to kinetochore. The record is from RefSeq and is a predicted model, not a curated record. Gene Ontology annotation, molecular function: kinetochore binding. NCBI's taxonomy places the organism in Eukaryota, Metazoa, Chordata, Aves, Anseriformes, Anatidae. Gene Ontology annotation, cellular component: spindle pole; outer kinetochore. The coding region runs from base 256 to 2133 and encodes 625 amino acids. The transcript has 12 exons.
CGGGAAGGCUGGCAUGCGCCCCCUCAGCGCGUUUUCUCAGAGGUUCCGCCCCGCCCGCCUCACGUAAUGGUCGUGGCGGGCGCGCGCACCGCCCUCCUCAGCGGGCAGGCGGCAGCGGCUCUCGCGAGAGUUGGGGCGGCGGCGCGGAGGCGAGUUUGAACCCGGGAGCGGCGCGGGGCGGAGGUGGGGUGAGAGAAUAAGAUCAAGCGAGAUUUAAAUGGACUUCUGAAGUCUUGAAGUAAAAAGGGAGGAAGAAUGGAGACAGAGACUGUGUUAAGUCUUAGACAACAACUCAAGGAAGCAGAGAACGAGCGAAGGAAGGCAGCACAAUAUGGCUUACAUUUAUUGGAGUCUCAAAGUGAAGUUCAAAAUCAGUUGGAUCAAACACGUCGUGAAUUGACGGAGAAAACCGAGAAAUUUGAACAAGAGAAAUACUCUCUUCAGAGAGAAAUUGAACUUAAAAAUAGAAUGUUGGAAAGCUUGAGCUUUGAAUGUGAUGCCCUUAAGCAACAGCAGAACAUGCAACUGGAAAAACAGAAAGAACAACUUGCCAGAGUUCAUGGACAAGAAAUCAGUGACCUUAAAAACAAGUUGGAGAACCUGAAAGCAGAACUAGAUGAAACCCGACUCUCAGAAAAACAAUUGAGACACAAAGUGGAUCAUCAGAAAGAAAUAAUUGCUGCUAAAUCAGAAGAGCUACACAUGAUGUCUGAACGUGUACAUGAAACCAUGUCUUCAGAAAUGCUCAAUCUUCAGAUGGAGCUCACUGAACUAGAAAGUGUGAAGGCCAAUGUUGAAGAAAAGCUGAAUGAACUGCAGUACAGUAAAGAACAAUUAGAACUCAUAAACAGCAACUUACGUAAUCAGCUGGAGCGUCUACAGGGAGAGAAAGAAGAGAGGGAAAAAGAAGUUGUUUCUUACUGUAACGCAUUAGAGAAAGCUCGUGAAGCUAAUCAAGAGCUUCAGGUUCAGCUGGAUCAUGCAGUGCAGCAAUCUUUGGACCCUACAAGUAAAGGCAAUUCUCUCUUCGCUGAGGUGGAGGACCGUAGGGCAGAAAUGGAACGACAGCUGAUCAGUGUGAAAAUAAAAUAUCAGUCACUACAAAAACAGCACGCAUUCACUAGAGAACAGUUGCAAAGAAUGAAGCUGCAAAUGGCUACACUGUUACAGAUGAAAGGCUCUCAGGCAGAAUUUGAGCAGCUCGAGCGCUUACAGUCAAUGUUGGAGCAAAAGAAUGGUGAAAUAGAAGAUCUUCUUAUGAAAGUGAGACAAUUAGAAAAAUUUAAGACUUUAUAUGAGAAUGUGGAAGAAUGCAGAGCUAGUACUAGCUCAAAAGGAGAGUCUGAAGAUGGUUACUAUGCAGAUUUGCUGCAAAUGAAACUCGACAACUCAAACAAGGAAACUGAAACCUUGAAAAAUGAACUAUCCUUGCAGAGGAUGAAAGCUUUGUAUGAGAGCCAAAGGGUUCUGGAAGUUGAAAGGAAGCUCUUCACAAAUGAGAGGCAUUUGCAAGCUUGUCAGAGUGAGAAUAUGAAUUUGCGAGUUAUGCUGGAUGAGUUAAAAAUGAAAUAUGAACCUGAAGAGUUACUUAAAGUCACUAAAAUUAAAAAGAAGAGGGAGAAGAUUCCAGUGGACACUACCUGUGAAUAUCUGGACAGCAAAAAUACUUCAGUAAAAGAAGCUGCUCUCACUCAUUUGCCAAGUAAGGAAGAAACUAAGGUCACUUGCAAGAACUUGGAGCAAAGUGACUCUUCUCCCAAAAAACAAGUUCUUGAAACACCACCAAUAAAUGUAGCUCUUCAAAUGAUGCACAAAGUAGUUGAACCUGACAGAGAAAGAAAGAGAGUUAAAACUAAAGAUGAGAGUCAUGACAACUAUACUUCACACAACAGAAGUGGAAAUAUUUCUUUGACUUCGACUGCCCCCAGGUCAGUGUCAACUUCUGUGUGUGGUCAAGGUAAUCAGCACAGACCUGCAUCUCUUUUCUUUCGCUGCAUGAACUAUGCUAUCCACUUCUUUAUCUGUUUCCUCAGUGUUGCAUGCAGAGUAAUUCCUCAGCUCCGGCUGCCUGCGUUCAACCUCUUAAAGCCUUUUAGAAAGACUAAAAUGAUGGCUCAUGGAAAAGACUCUUGAAACUCUAACUACCUUUGAAAUAACUUUCCCAUUACUUGAAAAAGUUUAAGGUGUGCAGAUACUGUGACAGCUCACUCAGUUUGCUCUUCAUUCAGAAACAGGACUGUUUCUUGGUCCUUCAAAGCUGCUGUAUAGUUGGAUUACAUCUUAAGGUAACAGUCAGUAGGUAUCAUGCUUCAGUCUCUGAGGACAGCUGGAAUGAGGAAUGAUGUGGCUAAAAGCCUAAGAAUUACUGAAUAUUUUAGUAAUUAUUAAUCCCAUUUGGGUUAACAUAACUUGCAGUAUACAAAAUCGUUUAAUCAUGUUACGAAUUCAUAUUGGCAGGCCACUGACUUUACUAACCUGGAUGCAUGAUAACUUGAAAUAUAGCUGUUAAAAUUAAGAUCAAUCUUUUCCUGAGGAAAAAAACUGAGAAUUUCAGUUACUUUUUGUUAGAUAGUAAAGUAACUUGGCACAGUAAUUAUAACUUUUUUUCACCUUGGUAAAAGGAAUGUUGUUUCCCACCCACCAACCCCAAGGUGGUGCUUUUGUCUGCUGUUCAUAUUCAUAAUUACAAUAAACAUAGUAUUUUGGGGAUAGCUUAAAUGAUAUGAGCUUAUAUAUUGAUGAUAUUUGCUAGUAAAAAUAACACUUCUUCCUAGCUUCCCAUCACCCGCCCCCUUUCCUCUGAGCUUUCUUCAAUAUUUAAGGUGUGAUUCUGUGCGUAUCUCUGAUAGUUUGAAUUAAUUACGUGAUCAAAUUACUUUCAAAGAGAAAACAAUUGAACGUUUGACAGAAAUACAAUGAAGUUGAGGGGAUUUUUUUUCCAUUUUGUGAAGCCUCCCACAUCUGUAUCAUCCCACAUAGAAGCCAUUUUCUUUGGCUUUUCAUGUAGUGAUAUAAGGCUGGAGAGAAAAGAAUGGCUUGGGAAUCUGAAGCGACUUAAAGCCUAAACCCUUCCUGUCCAGAAAGUUGUAUUUCGUCUGUCCCCCCACAAUCAAGCUUCCACGUUUUCCCCCACCCCCAGUACACACACUACUUUAAUUUGUUGUUGCCUAUAGGGGUACUUGCUAUGUUCGCCAUAGCAGUAGCUUUAUAUUCAACAGAUUUUAUGAACCAUCCAAUGAGGAAAGGGUGUGCUAAAAUAAUGCAAACUUGAAUUUAGUUAAUUGAGUAUACACAACUUUUUAUGUGUGACUUGUUACGGGAUGAACUGUAGAUUCUUGAUGGUAUCAACAAGGAACUGUUCACUGACGUUGUUAAAAUUAGCAGUGUAACCUGAGUUGGGAUUUAAAUGCUUUGAUUGAGGGGAAAUGCUGUCUUGAUAUCCAGCAUCCCAGAGGGCAUAUGUGUUUCAAACGAAGUCUCAGCCUGUUCUGGAAUAAAAGUGAAGAAAGCUUAAAGAUACUUUAAGGUACUAUGGAAAUACUAUAUGUAAUGCAUAGGAAAGAAUAUGAUGAUUAGAACAGUAUUUCAGGUCCUGUCAAUAACAAAUACUUUUCAGACCAUUUUAAUGAAUCUAGAAUGGCAGCAGCUUCAAGGCUGGAGGAGGCCCUGCUAUGUGGAAGUCUGUACAGUAGAUCCAAAACUGCAUUCAGAUGUAGUUGGAUUGAUAUUUUGACUCUCAGAUCAAUUGUUCAUGGUUGCAUUAGAUACAAUUAACAGUUUUGAAGUAAGCAAACAGUACAAUCUUCUGAAAUGGUCUGGAAAAAAUAUGGUAGAAAGAGCAGUUUAAAUAGCUAUGUCAGUGUAUGCAGGGACUGUUCCUGAGGAGGAAGGAGCAGGGAAGUUAAGCUUGGGUUGUGAAAGUUGAGAGGAGUGAUGAUAUUAAUUAAUGAUGGUGUUCUGUGCACAUAAAGGUAUAGUUAUCAUGUAACGUGGGUGUGAAUAUCUAUCUUCAUUUUCUCUUAUUUAUAUGGAAAAGAAGGUAAAAUGUCUGCAAACAGAAAGCUAUUAGAAAUAGUUUGUGAACUGAAGAGGUAAUCCUCUUGCGAGCUGAAGGGGUUGAGGAGGGAAAAAUGUUUUAUGGGAUUGAUGUGUUGGAAGUAGAGGGAAAAGAAGUGGAAGAAGACAGUCGUAGUUCAGGUGGGUGUACUAACUUUGUACCCAUUGCCCUUGGUCCACAAGAAGAAUAAAAUAAAAGUCAUUAGCAGGGGAAGGAGGGACACCCCCACAAAACCACACACAUAUACACACAAAUAACACCUCCAUAUCCACCUUUAAGGUGUUCAAAAUGGUGUGAAGAACCAAUAAAGGCUAAAUCCAGACAGGUUCUGUUUGUAUUUGAAGUUACGUUAAUGAUCUAUUAAACCCCCAAUGAAUGAUCUUGUUAAGAUAACACUGAGGAUUCCCUUAACCGUAACCUGUUAUGACUUAUUAUGAAGUAGGAAGUUUUGGUAAAAUCUGAGCUUUUGAGAAGCUGACUUUUUUAAACAAAGCAUCUCUGGACUGUUCUGUGACGGACAUGGGUAAAAACCCUGCACAGUAAUAUUGCUAAAUGCAGAGGCACAAAAAGUAUGGGCAAGUUGAGCACAAAUGUGGACCUGAAAAUGGAGAGUUUGGGGGAAGAAGAAAAUAUUUGGCAUUGGUGUGGUAGGUAAUUGUCAGUGUUGCAUCUUGUGUGGAGGAAAAUAGGAUGCUCGAGCCAAGAAGGCUAAUGUGGUCAUUGGAGGGUGUUUUUUGUCACUGGAGUGGUAUUUGUGCAAUAAUCUGUCUAGUUAAGUUGUUAGAGUUGCAUGAAAUGUGGCACUAGAAAGAGCCAUAGCAAGUGUGAGUGGGUUGCAAACCUCAUUUCUAGCACGUGGUGUUAAUAAGUGUUGUCAUCCUAGCUUUGGAGUGAUUGAGAAGUAGUCAGAGAUGAUCUGUAUGUACUUAAUGGUGGCAGGUCUCCUUGCUUGUGGAAGUCUUGCUUGCUAAUGUGAUACUUAGCAAGAUAAAGAUAGAUAACUUUGAACUAUUAGUAUACGUACACAUUGCAGAUGUGUUGACUUAGAAAAGUUUUAAGGUAGCAAAUGAAACAUAGGAAAUGUGAUUGUUGAAAACAUGGUAGUUGAGACUAAAGGCUUAAAUAUUUUUGUGAUUAUUUUUAAUUGUUACUGCUAUUGUAAUUGAGAGGUUAUAGGUAGUGAUAUUUUCUUGGGCAAACUGGUCUAUAAAAAGAUAGAAUUCUGUACAAAAAUGCUUUUUUUUUUUACUUCUGAAACUCAAAUAGCAAGUUUCAGCCCUUGCUACCCAAUUUAGUUUGCCUUUAUUUUUGAGGUUGUUUGCUUCAGUUUGAACUAAGGAAGGACUUGUGUGCCUAAAAGCUUACUUGCUCUUAAAUUAUUUAGAUUGGUAGUGUAUGGCAAACUUAACCUCAUCUGGACUUGGGUUAAACAAGAAUCUUUUAACAGAAUGCCUGUGGCCAUUUGGCUGAGCAAGAGAUUCAGAUAACUAAUAUUCCCUUCAGGGUUUUAAGUGUGACACCCAUCCUCAGAAGGUAAAGUGGCAUCUGAUGAGACCAGUCAAGCUUUCUUAAGUGUGUAGAAGAACUACGUCAUGCUUAUGGAGUGUACAGAGAUAAAACGUGGUGGAAUCAUGUCAUAGUUGAACAAGCAUUUAUUUCAGAGCAAGUGUUUAAUGGUCUUCUCUUUCUGCUCUAUUCCCCUGUGCUGACAGUGGAUGGGAUUCCCUGAUGGUGUGGGGGAUGUUCUAGGAGCUGGCUUGGUAUGAGGGUUGCUGGGGUAGCCUGGGCUGGCUGCGAGAUGACCACCAAGCCAUUCCCUCACUCCCCCUUCCCAACAGGAUGGGGAGAGAAUAAGAUGAAAAAGGUCAUGGUGGAGAUACGCAGAGGUUGCUUACUAAUUACUGGGCAAAAAUAAACUCAACUUGAAGAUUAAUGCAAUUAAAAAUAGAGCAAUAGUGAAAAACAAAGACAAAACGAAGAUGCAAAAAAUCACAAUCACAAAAAUAAAAUAAUAUCACAAUGAACAACUCCCGCCACUUCUUCCCAGGCUCAACUUUGCUCCUUAGUUCCCAGUUUUUACCUUGUCCCUUCUGAGUGACACCAGGUGGAUGAGGAGUGGCAGCUUGUAGUCAGUUCAUGACACGCUCUGCUGUUCCUUCCUCACGCUUUUGCCCUGCUCCAGCUUCGUUCCCUUCCAUGGGGUAUGGCCUGGAGAUCUGCUCCGAUUUGGUUCUCCGUGGGCUGCAGGAGAACAACCUGCUUCACUGGGGUCAUCUUGCUGGACUGCAGGGCAGUCUCUGCUCAGGUGCCAGGAAAAUCUGCCCAUCCUUCUUUACUGACCUGGGUGUCUACAGGGUUGUUGCUCACGUGUUUUUUCUCACUGUUGCUGUGCAGUUUUUUUCUUUAAUCCUUUCUUAAAUACGUUAUCACAGGGGUGUCCCCAGUGUUGCCAUUAGCUCAGCCUUGGCCAGCAGCAGGUUUGUGUUGGAGAUGGCUCUGGCUGGCAUGAGGGCAGACCCUGGUUGCUUCUUACAGAGGCCACUACUGCACUCACUUCCCUCACUUCCCCCACCAGCACCUUUCUGCAUAAACCUAAUGCAUGGCUUAUCUGUCGUUAUGAAACUUGCUUUUUUUUUUUUUAAACCUGGAUUAGUUAGUUUUGCUUCGUGGCUGCGCAGCAUUGUACUGGCAACAACAGCAACGUACAGUUAAGAGUCAAGGAACAGUAAGUUAGUAGCUUCUUAGGAAAACUGUACAGUCAAGAGAGGAGUCCGUAAAAUUACUGUUACCUCUUCCUGGUCAACUAUAGAUUCAUUUUGAAAUUAACAAUACUACUUCAGAGAGAACUAUCUGUCACAUAGUGGUUCUCAAACUUUUACACUAUAAUACUUUAAGCAAACCUUGACUUUAAACUUAGAACAGUCAAUAGAUAUACUUUGCCUUUGACUUUUAUGAAUUCAGAGUUGCUAAACUCACAGCUAGGUUUCUGUGGUGCAAAAUGGGUUGUCUUAGAAUAUUGUUCAAGCUUUCUUAUAGGGGGAGGUGAGUGUUACUGAAUUCUGAACUCAAGCACAUGAAUUGGACUGUAUGAUUAAACAGAAAAAUAAGUUUAAAGUGUGACACUUCUGCGGAAUUGCCAGGCUAAAUCUCAAAAUGAAACAUGCACAUAAGCAGUCAUCAAGGCAGUGCGGGUAAGAAGUGCAGGUGAGCAUAAACUGAAUAAUGUCACUUUUUAAUAACACUGCUCAUCAAAGUGCAAUGGACUGUACUAAAAUGUACAUCCUUUUUAGAGUUAAAUUGAUGUGCACAUUUGAAAUUUCAAUUGUAUUUAUAGGGUGGCUACAGAGGUAGUAAAUACGGAUUUGAAACAUGUUUGAGGUUCCCACUAACAGCAGUGGAAUUAUUUCUGUAAUUGUUGUGGCUGAGUAUAUUAAAAAGGUAGGAGAGCUUUUCCAGGAUGCUUGAGAUACGUAGUGGUAUUGUCUCCAACUUUGAAUUGUGAUUGAAAAACUACACUUUCCAACUUCGUCAGUCUAGGUAGUCAUUGCUUGAGACACUUGAAUGGCUGUGUGUUGUAUUGGCAUCGUGGUGAACCCUGGAGUGGAACUCGUCAAGCCGCUUUGUUUAGGUCUUCCAAAACUUAAGGCAUUGGUCUCUGGGUUAGAACUCCAGUUCUUCAACAGAUAGCAAGAUGGUUCAGCUGGUACGUGGAGGCUGUAGUUAUUCUUUGCUGUAGACAGCAAAGAGCAGGUGAGCAUUUUGUUAUGAAAUAAUUUUGGAAUUAACUGAAAAUGGAUUUUGUCCCUUCUCUUGUUGCAUGUAGUAUCCUGAAGUAUUUCCAGGCCAACUAUAAUACACUGAAGUGAAAGAUGUCUGGUGGAGCCCUGACAUGGGUUGCUGGUAUUUAUUUGUUUGGAUUGUUAGCGGGAGCCUUACCUGUUCAUUAUCACCUUUAAAGCUUUUUUGUCACUUCUCAGUGCGUAUUUACUGUAAGCUAAAAUUUUUGGAAGCGGAAGCAAAUUACGGUUAUCUGUUGCUGACCCAGAUAAAAAAUGUAACCAACUUAAGGAGUUUACCAGUCUGAAAUAUCUCAUUUUAUUCUCAUAAGUCAGUAUCAGUCCUCUGAUAUUAUUAACAUAGUCUCAGAAACUUGGGUUACUUUAUGUUGACUUGUAUACCCAUUUUGCUGUACUUCAGAAGCAUAAAAUUAAGUUACUUUAAUAGCUCUUAACUUUGAGACAGUGUGAUGUUUCUCAUAAGAAUUUGAUUUCCAGGGUUACUUUGCUACAUCUACAGUAUUAGGUGAUUCCGUUCAAGGAAAGUAUUCUGUAUAAAUCAAAUUGUGUUGCUUUGGAACAUAUUUCAAGUUAAUUCUGUUUUUGUUUGGCCUUUUUGGUUUGUUUGAAACUUUCCUUUGUUCUGUUCCCCCCCCCCCCCCCCCCCAACUUUUUAUAGGGACUUCUUGCUGGAAAUUUUGGCUGCUAGACUCUUUGGAGGGGCAGGGGGGUUGGACAGGUGUUGUUUAAGGUGGAAGAGAGGGAGGGACAAAUGAGUCUAGCGUAGAAACAGAUGCUUAGGCACGAGCAGUCCCUUCUUACAGAUGCUAGGGAAACAAGGGUGAACUGCAGAUUAAAAACUAACCAGAAGAUGAUUACUAAGAAUUCUCUCCUUCUUCCCUGAAUUAUAGGGGUUCUUGUUGUAAUUGUGUAGUUACUUGCAAGUUGCAAGUCUAAAAUGGAGUGCAGCUGGUGGCAAGCAGAUUAUGGACAAAAGAUGGUUACCCAUUGGAAUGACAGGUGUGGACUUGUUACAAAAUCAAUGCUGGAAUGCAAACGGUCCUACAAAGGGGAGAUGCACAGCAAACCGUACUUGUUAUUUAGUGUUUUGAGACAGUGCUUAGAGAAAACAAUGUGCAGAAAACUUAAAAUGGUUAAGUGCUUUAUUUGAUAUGUGUGUAUGUAAAGAUCAAGUUAGGAGGAAGGGGGGAAAAUCUAAGUUGAGGUUCCCAAAAUACUCCUAUUCCAGUUGCUUUCAUGUUGUUUGUCUUUAGGCAUAUCUCUAUUACAAAUAAAUCUCUAAUGACUUUAGCAGUCCUUUUUGUUUGGAAAAUCAUUACUGAAAGCAGCUGUAGAUUGUUGUGGACUGCUCACUAGUGGCUCUUCAGACCGCUAGAAAUUAAUCAAGUUAUUAGAGAACUGCUUUAGUGGAGAUGUGGUGAUGAGUCAGCGUAAAACUUGUGUUAGUAUGUCAAGCAACGUGUAAUUUGCAACUUCACUUUCCAUAACUUGUUUUGCUGUUGAAACAAUCAUGUAUAAUAGUCAAUUAUCUGUAGGAGGUCCGGAGAUGCUACUAUCGAUUAGUUUUAAUGACAUUUGUAUGCUUAUUAAGUGAUUCUUAAUUAAAGCAUCCAAUUGUGCUGAGUGGUCUAAUUGUUUUUUAACUUAACAGCUUUGCGGUAGCUAACACUGUAUUCCUGUUUACAUUCAUAUCAGAAUUAAAACUUGUCACUGGACAAAUGAUGUAAUUUCAAGCCUGAAGAUCAAGUUCUUCCCAUUUCUUGUUUUCAGAUCUUCAGGAACUAAGAUAAAGCAGUAGUAAUGCAAAAAUGUGGUUGGAAACUAGUAUCUUGCUUUUUCGAGUCAUCUUUUGUAUUGUUAAUGCAAAAGCUCAACUUGAUCACGCCUGUAUGAUGUUGCUGGGACUUCACUUGGAGCUUUAUACUCCUGUGAUGUGAUCUUCUUUGCAUACAUGGCACAAUCAAUGUGUUUUUUUUUUUUAAAGGCUGAUCACAACCAGUUACCAAUUUCAGUAAGCUUUUUUGCUAGACUGCAGCAGAUAAGAGGCAAAAAAAGACAAUACGUGAAGUGAUGAAAUGUGAGGAGGAAUGAUACAAAGACACUUUUAACCUUAAUUUAUUCUUAAUACUCCUUGCUCUCUUUGCGCAUGAAUGCUCUUAAGCCAGUUGGCUUGCUCAGUUUUGCUUAACUUUUAUGUUAGCUCUGUUUUGUAAUAACUAAAUAUGUAUUUAGAACGGUUGCUUUGCCUGUAGGUUAACACCUGAAUCCAGAUUUGAAACCACGGAAAAUGAAGAUAAGAAGGAAAAUAUAAUCACGACUGAGAAGAAAACACAAAA